This is a messenger RNA of Menidia menidia (Atlantic silverside), 8895 nucleotides long. NCBI's taxonomy places the organism in Eukaryota, Metazoa, Chordata, Actinopteri, Atheriniformes, Atherinopsidae. The record is from the annotation of a GenBank genome assembly.
AUGGACCCUUCGACAAACCAGACCUCAAAUGCCACUUCUCAGAAAAGGGGAGCGGCCAAUCAGGUCCCGCCAAAGAUUUUCACCUUUGAUGCGGCGUUUCCUCCUGAUGCAUCACAGGCGGAAGUGUGUGCAGGAACGGUUGCCGAGGUUAUUCAGUCAGUGGUGAAUGGAGCCGAUGGCUGUGUCUUCUGCUUUGGACACUCUAAGCUGGGAAAAUCGUACACAAUGAUUGGCAGUGACGACUCCCUUCAGACUCUGGGUAUAAUACCCUGUGCCAUCUCUUGGUUGUUUAAGCUAAUCAAUGAGAGAAAGGAGAAAACAGGAGCACGCUUCUCUGUUCGCGUCUCUGCUGUCGAGGUUUGGGGAAAAGAGGAGAACCUUAAGGACCUGCUGUCCGAAGUGGCUACAGGAAGCUUACAGGAUGGACAGUCACCAGGAGUCUACCUUUGUGAGGACCCCAUCUGUGGCAUGCAGCUCCAAAACCAGUCUGAACUGCGAGCUCCUACCCCAGAAAAAGCAGCCUGGUUCCUGGAUGCAGCCAUAGCAGCACGCCACAGCAUCCAGCGUCCAAACACCACAGAGGAAGAACACCGGAAUUCUCAUAUGCUCUUCACAUUACACAUAUACCAGUAUCGCAUGGAAAAGACAGGCAAAGGAGGGAUGUCAGGAGGUCGCAGUCGCCUCCACCUGCUGGACCUGGGCAGCUGUGAUGUUAAAGCACUUGGAGGAGGAGGAGGAGGAGGAGGAGGAGGAGGAGGUGGUGGGAAAAGCAGGGAGAACUCCUCACCCAGCUCAGCUUUUCUCUGUCUGUCUCUGUCUGCCCUUGGCAACGUGAUCCUGGCCCUGGUCAACGGGAGCAAGCACAUCCCAUACAAGGACAGCAAGCUGACCAUGUUGCUAAGGGAGUCGCUAGGCAACAUGAACUGCCGGACCACCAUGAUUGCUCACAUCUCUGCCUCACCCAGAGAUUUCUCAGAAACCCUUUCCACCAUUCAGAUUGCUUCGCGCGUCCUCCGCAUGAAAAAGAAGAAAACUAAAGUCAGCGUGCAAUAUACAUCCAGCUCUUCUGGAGGGGAGAGCUCCUGCGAAGAGGGUCGCAUGCGUCGCCCUACUCAUCUGCGACCCUUCCAUCACCGCGGCGACACAGACUCCGAGCUACCGCUGCUGCGACUGUCCAGUGACCCCGACGAAUACUCAAGCAGCGAGCAGUCAUGUGACACAGUGAUCUACGUAGGCCCGAAUGGGGCUGCGGUGUCGGACAAAGAGCUGACAGACAAUGAGGGACCUCCAGAAUUUGUGCCGAUUAUUCCAGCUUUGCUCAGAGGAAAAACAUCGGAGCAGCAUCACACACAGAGUCAGAACCAGACAGCUGGAGCUCAGAACAAGUCUCAGACAGAAGAGCAGCCCACUGCCCCCUCCCAGCCGCCGCCGCAGUCUUCUCAGACACUACUUGGUCAGCCAUUGGCCCCGGUCCCAGAGGAGGGAGCUGAAUGUCUGAAGUGUAACACCUUUGCUGAGCUGCAGGAGAGACUAGACUGCAUUGAUGGCAUAGCCAACAGGACAAGAAGCAAUGACCAACAACUUCAGGAGAUCAAGGAGGUGGUGGAGGAGGCAGAGUUGGCCCAGACAAUGAUCCACAGCCUCGCGCAAGCAACUGGAUGCCCCAUAGUUACUAAUACCAGGAGUGUCACAGGAAGCAGCUGCAUCACCUCUAACUCUCUGCACAUUGCCAACAGCUCUCACCUACAUGACAGCCAUGAGAAUCUGAAUUUGCUUGGGAAUACUGAAAUGAAGGGGCGCCCUGUUGGGUCGCCACGACUUGGCAUCGCCAGCCUGACCAAAACAUCUGAAUACAGGCCUCCGUCCUCCCCGUCUCAGAGGUGUAAGGUGUACACUCAGAAGGGAGUGAUGCCAGCAACGCCCCCUCUGUCCUCACACACUCUGAAUCAGGAUGGCCAGGCAACAGAUGCUCUGACCUCAGACAACAGUUUGGCUGCAGACAGUGGUCGCUCCUCCACAGAGUCCCUGCUGUCUAGGACUUCUCCAGUAGGCAUGAGCCCACAAGUCCGAGAGCCAACUCCCUCCCUGUCUGCCAGCCUGGGCUCAGCUGAGACGCUCUGUGACGACGACGUCCCACCGAUACCUUUAGACACACUCAAGGAAGUAACACUAGGAGCAGUUGGACCUUUCGUGCUUGGGGAGGAUGAGUUGGUAUAUACUGUGGCCUCUCAACGUGAGGAGGAUAUUGGAGCUCUCAUGGAGGAUCAGAGUUUGGCCUGCCGUCCAACUAGCAUCAUGAGCUUUAAAAGCGACUGUGGCUCUGAAGCUGCCCCCGCCUCACUCUGUCAACCCGUCAGUAUUGUCAGUCAUGCUGUUUUGGAUGGAGCUGUGGAGGGUUAUAAAACAUCUCCAGGUUGUGCAGCGACUUCAGAGGUGGUUGCCAUGGCAGAGGAGGCAAUGGCCAAGUUGCGAAUGGACGGAGAAGCCUUAGCCACAGGGAUGUCUAACUGUGGUUCCUCCAUAUCCUCGUGGAUGAGCGACUUGAGCAUGGCCAGUGACGCUGACCAGUCCCUCCACAGCUUCAGCCAGUCCCAGAGUCAGCAAGGGGAAGCACUGGCUGACCCUUACCCCAGCCAGAGCGAGAGUCCAAGAAGAGGAAGCCUUGAAGGAGAGCUGGUGCUGUCUGAGAACUCAUCAGAUAAGGAUACUCCAACCAAAGACAAGCUGAAAAAACUGCCUCCCUCCAUGGCUAAAACUAACAUCCAAAUUCUGACAGGGCCAGGUAACCACUCCCCUUUCAAAAGUACCGUCAACUUUAACCCAUGUCUGGCAGUCAAACCAAUGGUUAUACAGGAGCCCACCAUUCUCUCUUCACCCACGAAGACCAUCAUAACAAAAGACCAGGCCAAAUCCAAUGCAGCAGUUUUAGCCUCUAUAUCCAGUGAAAUGAGCUUUGAUGACCCCUGGUUGAAACGUGGCAUGGAGGAGGGAAGGGCCAGGGAGCUUGUGUGUGAAGUGAAGCCAGAAAAGAGGGAAGGAGAACCUUUAAAAAGCCAUUUAGGAGACAAAGCUGGAGGUGGAAGUAGGGAUCUUCAGAACUUCUUCAGGGAUGGUGCAGAUCAUAACAGCUCUGGCUCAGGUGGGGAAGUGGUGUCAUCUCCAGACUCCUUUAAGAGAGUGGUGGAUGGGUGUGAGAUGGUCGCCAUUGUUUCUCAAGGUGAAUGUCUGACGAGCAUGUACAGUCCAGAUAUCCACCGCACAGCGAGUCUUCCCCGUGGCUGGAGCCGCAUCAACCGGCAUGAUGGCUUAGAAAGUGGAAUGGAAUAUUGCAAUCUAGGCGUGACCACUUCAACUCCCUGCAGCCCCCGUGCAACACUCGACCGCUGGGGAUCAAAUGGAAAACAGGGCUUUUUCUCCCACAAGAAGGGGGGAAUUCCACCUCUGCCACCAGUUCGAAAGUCAAGCCUAGACCAGCGAAACAGGGCAGCCAGUCCACUCCACCUACCCAGCCAUGGGAUCUCGCCCCAGGGCAGCUCAGUAGAUGAUUCAGGGACACCUGGAUGUUGUCCGACAGGAACCAGCAGACAGCGUGGCUCCAGCAUAGACAGCAGCAGACUUUUCAGCGCCAAGCUCGAACAGCUCGCUAACCGAACAAACUCUCUAGGCCGGGUCCACGGCUCACACGGUAGUAGUUCCCACCACUAUGACUGCUUCUCCCUGGAGAGAGGCGAGAGCCUUAGAGGGGGAGGAGGGGUGAGAGGAGAUAGCACCAUGCCCCGCACUGGACGCAGCAUCACCCGUACUGCAUCUGUAUCUUCUCCUACUGGAAACCCCAGUAGCCCAAGCUAUAGUGGUAGUACCAGUCCAAGCAGCACUCCACAGUCACCAGCCAAGACCAGCAGCCAGUCAAAGAUCUCAGCAGUCAGUAAACUGCUGAUGACUAGCAGUCCCAAGUCCAGGAGUCUGUCUGCUUCCAGCACCAAGACCCUGAGCUUUUCCACCAAGUCUUUAAGUCAAACUGCCAGCCGCAGCUCCAGCCUUCCUCCUAAUGGAAAGAGUUCGGUCCAGGCCCCUCUGCAGCAACAGGCACCAGCUCCUGGAUCCUGGUCUACCCAGUCUUUGAGCCGGAGUCGAGGAGGAAGCUUAACAGCAAAGCUGCCCCUACGGGCUGUCAACAGCAGAAUCUCAGAGCUCCUCCAGGGAAGCACAGGCUUGCGUUCCAGGAACCACGUGCAGGGAGGAGGCUCAGAGCCAGUAGAAGAAAGAGGAGGCGCUGGGGCAAGUGGAGGUGGAGCAGGGGUAGAAACCCCGGGAGAGGAAAGAGCAGCCGUGGUCCAAACCCUCCCUUCUCCCUACAGCAAGAUCACAGCUCCAAGAAAGCCUCAUCGCUGCAGCAGCGGCCACGCAAGUGACAACAGGUAUUUCAACUUCAACCGAUGUCCUUUUGCCUCCAACAGCAGUGUACUGAGUGGUGAGCUGCCCCCGGCCAUGGGGAAGACGGCUUUGUUUUAUCACAGUGGAGGCAGCAGUGGCUACGAGAGCAUGCUAAGAGACAGCAGUGAGAACACAGGAAGCACCUCGUCCGCACAGGACUCCCUCAGUGAGCACAGCUCAGCCACCACCUCCUCCCGACGGAGUUCCAAGAGCAGCAAGAAGAGCAGGAGCAGCACAGGCCUCCAGCGCCGGCGUUUGAUACCAGCUCUGACCUUGGAUUCCUCUUCGUCAUCACCCUCGCAGCGGUCCUCUAAACAGGCCAUCACUUCCUCAUCCUCUUCCUCCUCCAGCCCAGGUGCAUGCUGGGUUGAUGGCCCUCUGGGGCCUCCUGCACCCUCAAACCUACGGGGCACAAUUGCUGCAACAGAAACUUUUGAGAUUAAGGUGUAUGAGAUCGAUGAUGUGGAGCGACUACAGAAGAGGAGGGAUAAAGCAGGCGGCAAGGAGGUGGUGUACGUCAGUGCCAAGCUUCGCCUGUUGGAGCAUCGCCAGCAGCGGAUCAGUGAAGUCAGAGCCAAGUACCAGUGUCUGAAGAAAGAACUGGAGCAAACCAAGCAGUACUUGAUGCUGGAGCCGCACAAAUGGACCACUGAGUUCGAACUACAGCAGCCCUAUGAAGUGGACUCUGUGGAAUAUUUACAUGCUUUGGAAACCGUGACAGACAAAUUGGAAAACAGAGUCAACUUCUGCAAAGCCCAUCUUAUGAUGAUUACCUGCUUUGAUGUGUCUUCAAGACAUCGAUAGAUGGAGGGAUGGAGAGCUGAAGGACAGAUAAGUAGACACACCGCUGGGCUUAAUUAGUGUUUAGAAAGAGUGUAGACCUUUGCACCAGGUAACCAAACACAUUAACUGUGUAAGAAAAUCUAUCUUCAACAACUAAAUGUCACUGGAGAACUGGAAGCUUGGACUCAAGGACUAACUGUCUGGUCAUGUGUUUUAUACAUACAUCUCCCCCAGAUUUAAGUAGACUGAAGGACAGAUGGUUGGAUAAGCAAAGCGGAGAUAGACAGAUAGCUAGCAAGCAAAGAAAUAAGCUUGGCGUGUCGGCGCUUGGAGGCUUCAGUAGCACAUUGAAUAGCAUCUAAUAGCCCCCGCCAAAUCAAAUAAAUGAUAUAUGACUGCUCACAGAGGCAGACUGAUGGCAAAAAGCAAAAAGCAACAUCAAGUCAAGUGACCAGAGGACAAAGAGUUGGACUCCAGACAUGGACUGCAGACUGAAUUGAAUAUUUUAAGAAUGUACAACAAGGAAAAGUGUGUGAACUGAAAAAACUCAAAUCUUUAGACAACAUAAGAAAGAGGAUUACGUGAUGAACAAACAAUUCUCCACAGUAUUUGGAAGAGCACUUUGUAGAGUUCCAGCUGUAAAUAGAGAGCUGAUUGCAGAAUGACAUGGUAUUGUUGUGCAGCAACAACCCAGAGAAGAACAGGAGGACAUGAUUUAGAUAAGUGCCUUGUGAACAUUUCUAACAAUUCCAAGACAAUACCAAUUCUCUUUUGCUCUGAUUUUGUGAACAUGCAGUAAGUAUGGUGCUAGCAUAGAAAUUCCUUCACAAAAAUCAGUGUCCUAAUAAAACUGCUUCAUUUAUAGUCAUUUCUUAAUGUGAUGUUUAAUUGUGGGUCGGUGUUUCAAAGUAUGAUAGAAAAAAAAAACUAACUCUGUUUCAGUGUAUGGUAUUUGGCACAUUCAUGACAGAUCAGAGAAACUUCAUAAAACCCAUGCAAAUGUUUAAAAAAAAGCAAAGGUGGAGGUAAAGGGUGAUACCAACAUACAAUUUAAACACAUCUGCCUGAAGUUUGUCCCUCUGGGGUAUCCAUAUGGUAUAUUGUCCUUUAUACUGUUGUAAUGGGUUUUUCAUGUUCAUGAAAUAAUGAAAUAUCCAUCACAAAGGAGUGGUGGUGAAAAGGUUUCUCUCUGUUCCAGUGUUGAAUACAGCCAUGCUGACUGACAGGCAGACUGUCUGUUAUUUGUAUCUGUGUUGUUCUGCUCUACUCUAAAAGAAACUGAAUGAUUUGUCAAUGUAUGUGUUUUUUAAUAAGAUUGUUUUUUAUUUGAGUGCAAUGGGAUCAUGUAGAGACUAUGUAUGAGAGCAGGAUGAUGGAAAUAGGUUUAAGGAGAUAUUACAAAACCAAUUUUGAUAAACAGAUUGAGUCAAAUCUUUGUAAUAUACAACAAAGUGAUAAAUUCUAAGUCCUGCAUUAAAGGAAAAAUAAUUGUGAUUAAAUAGUUUCAGUGUUUUAAUGUAAAGGAGAGAAACAGAAGCAUAAAGCAAUAGAGGAACACUCAGAAAACGAAUGGUAGCAACCUAAAUGAAUUACAUAGCUCUCUGCCUGAUUCCAUUUAUUUUGGAUGGAUAAUUACAAUUGAAUUUGUUAAUCUUAUUAUCAAUGGUGCUUGAGAUGUUUAUGAUCUAAAUGUUUGUACAAAUAUAAAUAUAAAAAAAGAGUUUGUUCCCCACUAAAAUAGAAAAAAGUACCCUUCAAAUGCUUCUUCUACAUUACUCAACAUCACCUUCUCUCUUCGGUACGGUUUGCCUGCAAGUAGAGACACUGAGAUCCUCAUGAUCCUCCCCUGAGGUUAAAAGAGGAAUCAGCUGACUUCAGUACUGGAAAUGCUGUUAUUGAUAAGAUUGAUAAUGUUAAUCAAAAGCAUAAUGCUAAAUGAAUUUCUGCUGAAGCAAAGCUGUAGAGACAGGAAACAGCCAUUAGUUUGUUUUGCUGCAAACCUGCAGGAGCUCAUCAGGUAGGAAAUUAAAUGCUUUUGGCAAACUGAACCCAUAACGUUUUUCAAGUUUUUCACCAUCAGCUGGCAAAGCAGCCUUGUGUUGUGCUCUAACUUCCCAGUUCAUCAAGUCCUGAAUGAAAGUUUAUUUAUUUCACAGCAAGAGACUGGAGAAUUUUUCUUUUAUACCUACUCGUUCUGAUCUUCAAAGGCUUCUAUGCAUUUAAGAAAUGUUUCUGUACAUACUUUAACAAGCUCAUGUCUCAUGUACAAAUAUAUACUGUGUGCACAUAUCAUAUAUGCGCUCUUUCUUUUAUAUAUUCAUUUGGAUUUAUAUAAUUGGCUCCUGUUGUUCCUCUUGGGGAUAUUAUUGAGUUUGGGUUUCCGAAAACAUUCACAGUAUUGAAAGUUACAGUUAGGUCCAAAUGUAUGAGAACCAAAUGUGUUUUUUUUAGGUUCCGCUGUUGUAUGCCACCAUGAUGGUUUUGUACUAAAUCAAAGAUUUUUAGAUCUAUUCAAGAGGUUUAACAAAUAUUGCUUUAAGAUAAGAGACUUGUAUACUUGUAAUUGUGCAGUACAAUGGUCAUAAAUGAGAGUGUUUCCCUCACCAUAGUUUCUACAUUUUCUCAAGCUGAAAAGUAAUUGAAAACGAUUUGGAGAGGCACUUACAUGGCAAGAUACAGUAAAUUGUCAGUUGAAACUCAUUGAGAAAAAGUUUACAAUGAAGAGAUAUCUUCAUGGACAUAAAUAUAGAUGGUUCAAGUAAAACCCCAGAACACUUUUUAACAGCAGAAUAUACAUAUAUAUAUUUAUUAAGUUAUAGUUGUGUAACCCAUACCCAUCAUUUCACACUUUAAUUAGAUCUUGUCUGCUUAAUUUCAAAUUUAACAAGGUGGUAUAUGCAAAAUAUUAAAAUGAAUUAAAGAUAAAACAUGUAUUUGUCGGACAAUUGGAAUGAAAGGAAUGUGUUUUCAAAUUAUGGUCCACUUCUUGUGUGAACAUGUUUGUGUCUUUAUAUAAAAUGCCUGUGCGACUCUUCAGCCUUGUGUAAUUACAGUUGGAUGUUUUUGGGAACCCAAACCUCUGGAUGAGCAGAAAGCUUGUUCCAGGUUCCAUGUUAAGAUGCUAUGUGGGAGGUUUCCUUUUCUAAUAUGUCACUGCCAGCCCUACUGUGUUCGCGGUUUAGAAUAAAAAAACUAAGUAAAUGCUCUGAAGUUUAGUGUUGUUAUUAUUUAAAGCUAAAAGAAGUUAAUCUAAACCAUGUUUUUGUCUCAUAAAUUACUCAUCAAAUACCAAUGAUGGAAGUUUGUAAGGCAAAAGACAAAUAGUCCCACAAACUAACUGACAUUUGUUACUUGUUUAUCAGGAUCAUGUAGGAAUUAUAAUGUGUUAUCUGAAAAUCUGACACAUAGCAUCUUAAGGGUUUUAAGGAUUACUGUUGUUGCAGUCUAAGUCAGACCACUUUUACCAAAAACAAAUUAGCAAGAGGACUUCUGUUCUUCAGAGAAAGAUCUGACAAAUAACUGUCAUGCAAGAGAAUGUGACGCACAAUAUUCCAACUGCAUCUGUGUUGUCUCUGUGAUUGAGGACCGUCAUGUCCUCUGAAGACCUGAAAUGUGGUCUGACUAAUUGUGUUGAUGGAAAAGUACGACGGUGGGAUGUAAAUAAAGGAAUGUAUUGAA